Messenger RNA from Paramecium octaurelia, 819 nucleotides. Lineage: Eukaryota; Ciliophora; Oligohymenophorea; Peniculida; Parameciidae. The record is from the annotation of a GenBank genome assembly.
AUGUUGUCAAAUACAAACAAGAAUUAAAUUAGAAGAGUAGAUGAUAUUGAGAAAUAACUCUAAGAUUCUACUGCUUUGCUCAAUGAAUAUAAUUCAAUUAAAGAAAUUUACAAUUAAUUCAUCAAUCUGAAAACUUAGUUGAAUUAGGAAACCUUCAAAAGAGUUAUUGAGAAAUUUUAGGAAUUUCAAUCUAAAUAAUAUUGUACAUUACGAUUGCACCUUUAAUUUAAAUCUAUAAAAGCUUUAAUGUAAUUCAAUUCACUUUAGAAAUUAGUUAAAUCAAUUUAAUAACAUUAGAGAUUAAAUAAUAACCACCAAACAAUAAAUAAAGCUGAAAUAAAUUAGUUUAAAUAAUCAAACGAUAUGAAUAAGUUACAAAAGAUAGCACUCUUAGCCAUUAAACCUUUGAAAAUUAAUAAAAUUUUUGUCUGUAAUUUUCUUGUUGAAUAAACCUGUGAAUUAAUUGGUUUCUACCAACGUUUACUCUACAAGAAUAAAGAUAUUGAUUAUCAAUAGCAACAACUAAAAAGCAUCUAUAUGAUUCAUUUCGCUUAUGACCUAACCAUAAGAGCAAAUGAAUUUUAAACUAUAAUCAAUCACUAUGCAUUCGAGAAACCCAUUCCUUAUAGUUAUUACAUUAAAUUAUCUGAAUAGUUCAGAUUGAUAUCAGGAAAAGUAUUCACAAUUAGUUUAACAAAAUUGUAUACACAACCUUAUAAUGUUUCUUUUUUUCAAACUGACUAAUAAUUAUCAAUUCUUGAAAUUAUGAUUUCCAAAAUUUAGCCAAUAUUUACUUUCUAAAGAAAUCAAAGAAAUUGA